AUGAUACAGUGGAGUUCACGCUCUUGCAGGGUCUACCGGUAGGAAGUCCAUUCAUGAAACCAUCAAUGUCACUGGUUGCCACAAGACAUUUCAAGGAAGAAACUGGCAGAUAGAACUAGCAUUCGUGGCAAUGGAAGGUAGGACUCCCCAACCUCUCAGACUCAAUCCCCCACCACUUCCGCGUUGGAAUCCGCGACCCUCUUCCGAGAGUUUUCCUGUGGCUUGGGUAGGUCAGCCCUGGGGGCGAGCCAGAGCGGGCACCCGCGCGCCCAGGGGCUUGCCAGCGCAGACCCCACUCCGCCUGCGAGUAGCUUAGUUGGUGGGGAGACUUCAGCUGUCACUCUCGGCCCGCAAAGGCAGAUCUGCCCCAUCCCUGCAGCCCUCCCCAGUCCCGGAGACAGGUGUGGGCCGCAGAGGGAAGGGGAUCCAGACCAAAUGCCCACCCGCAGGCGAGCGACCUGGCGAGGUCGGGCCCACCUUCCUUGGGUUGUAGCGGACGCCGGCAAGCAGGGGUCCAGCGAACGUGGGCAUCUGCCCAGCGCCGGAUUUUCAACCCACCGCCAGGGCUAAGGCUCCCCGCCCACCAGCGAGCCACUUUCCCGCGCGGAAACCUCUAACUCCGGCAUCUCAGGCUGGGAACUCGGAGAUCCAGAGUGGUCUCCCCUCCCCCCCGCGCACACGUCAGCGCUAGCGCCGUGGAAGCGCCGUAAUGUCCCGAAGAAGCGCGUCUCCAAACUUGCACCCCGCUGCCGCAGCUUCAACGGAGAAAUCCCUUGCCCCAAGCACACGUCAGCCCUGCCCCCGGAGUCAUGGCACAGCAAAAGAGAGGCUCUCCAUGGAGAUAUGCUCCAGAAGGGUGGGUGGCUGUGCCUAAAGGUUAGAAAAGGACAGUCAGUGAGGCUUGCUGGCUGUGGCGCCUUACAACGCUCUCCCCGACCCCUCGUCAUUCAGAAGGUUCCGCAGGUCUCGACAGCGGUGGGCUUGUCAGCCCCAUCCGGCGGCCAGCCUUCCUUGCUGGAUCGCCCACGUUUGUCGGCCUGGUCCAAGUUCUUCGUUUCAAAGCAUCUGCACCUGCGAGCCCGCGGCCGGAGGCGCUGGGGGCGUUUGUGCGCGUGUAUUCUGAGGCGCGUGGUAGUGAUGGCGGCGCUCAGUGAGACUUUCCUGUCACUGGCUACUACUACUCCCAACCCUCCUCAAAGCCGCCGGAGCAACCCCCAGGUCUUUACAAUCGGCAAUUUGACUUGCUCUGCUGCAUGUCUGGAGGGACCAAGGAAACUGUGGAGACGCUCCAAGGAUUAGGUGAUCGGAGCUUGAAAAGAAAAAAAGCCAAACAAAUAAACAAAACCCACCCACCCUAACAAAUAUGAGGCUGCUGGAGAGAAUGAGGAAAGACUGGUUCAUGGUCGGAAUAGUGCUGGCGAUCGCUGGAGCUAAACUGGAGCCGUCCAUAGGGGUGAAUGGGGGACCACUGAAGCCAGAAAUAACUGUAUCCUACAUUGCUGUUGCAACAAUAUUCUUUAACAGUGGACUAUCAUUGAAAACAGAGGAGCUGACCAGUGCUUUGGUGCAUCUAAAACUGCAUCUUUUUAUUCAGAUCUUUACUCUUGCAUUCUUCCCAGCAACAAUAUGGCUUUUUCUUCAGCUUUUAUCAAUCACACCCAUCAACGAAUGGCUUUUAAAAGGUUUGCAGACAGUAGGUUGCAUGCCUCCGCCUGUGUCUUCUGCAGUGAUUUUAACCAAGGCAGUUGGUGGAAAUGAGGCAGCUGCAAUAUUUAAUUCAGCCUUUGGAAGUUUCUUGGGCAUCAUUAUAACACCCCUGCUCCUGCUGCUUUUUCUUGGUUCAUCUUCUUCUGUGCCUUUCACAUCUAUUUUUUCUCAGCUUUUUGUGACUGUUGUGGUUCCUCUCAUCAUUGGACAGAUUGUCCGAAGAUACAUCAAGGAUUGGCUUGAGAGAAAGAAGCCUCCUUUUGGUGCUAUCAGCAGCAGUGUACUCCUCAUGAUCAUCUACACAACAUUCUGUGACACGUUCUCUAACCCAAAUAUUGACCUGGAUAAAUUCAGCCUUGUUCUCAUACUGUUCAUAAUAUUUUCUAUCCAGCUGAGUUUUAUGCUUUUAACUUUCAUCUUUUCAACAAGGAAUAAUUCGGGUUUCACACCAGCAGACACAGUGGCUAUCAUUUUCUGUUCUACACACAAAUCCCUUACAUUAGGAAUUCCGAUGCUGAAGAUCGUGUUUGCAGGCCAUGAGCAUCUCUCUUUAAUAUCUGUACCCUUGCUCAUCUACCACCCAGCUCAGAUCCUUCUGGGAAGUGUGUUGGUGCCAACAAUCAAGUCUUGGAUGGUAUCAAGGCAGAAGGGAGUGAAGCUGACAAGGCCGACAGUAUAACAAAGGAGGUGGACUUUCUGUAGCAAUGUAUAUAUGUACAGGAUUGUACAUACUAGCAAUUCUGAAGACUUGUACUUGUGAAUGUUGCCUCAAUGCAUAUUUUAUUUUUUUACACAAAAAUAUGAGAUCCUGUUUAAGUGCCUUAAAAUGUAUUUGACAAGAGCGUUAUUUCCAAAAUAUGCUUUGUUGAUUACUGCCAGGGGUGGUACAAUAUCUGGGAGUUAAUUUUGUUUUCCUAAUGCAGGAAUCAGUCAUGGUAAGUGACAAAAAGCAAACAUGCUUUCCCUGCAGCACCUUUGUGCAAUACAACCCUAUAGUAGUUACUGUAAUGUUUGAAAUGAGGUCACACCAUCAGGAAAAUGCCCUUCUGAUGACAGUGAAAAUUUCCAAAGUCUUAUUCAUGCAUACUUUGAUUUACUGUGUGAUUCUUUUUUUCUACGACUGUGACAUGCCUCUUCCUUAUCAACUCAGCAGGGGUCAUAGAUCGAAUAGAUGCUGAAAAGCGUAAGAUAUAUGCAUUCCUUGACAUCAUUUUUAAAGACAUUCCUUCAAAUAGUUUCCACACAGAAAUUCCUCACUCCCAUUAUGAGAGAUUGUGGUUAUAUGUCUUAAAUUUAUUAUAAGCUGCUUCAAAGAAAGGGCCUGAAUGUUUGAAUUAUGAGUGAAGUCAUGUGAAAUUUUGAGUUAAACUCUGUGAUUUGAUUUUCAGGGUCUUUAAAAUAUAUCUUAAUAUCUUCUUCCUCUUUAUUCAAUAAUUUCUGUCUUGCACUUACACACUCAUAACAGCCAAAUAUGAGGCACAGAAAUGUUACAAUCAGUUUGAAAGCAGCAUCAAUUAAUGGUAGAUUCUAUUCACAUUCCACAACCCAGACCAAAUUUUUUUCCUAUUACGCAGAUGUGCUGAGCACUUUCCAGAUUGCCCCUGUUGGCCAAAAGCAGCCUGUUACAUCCUGGAAUUAAGCACACUUAAGGUAUUUGAGACAAUUUAUUAAUGAAAAUUUCCUUGGCAGAUUUGACAAAUGUUGGCAAUAUUUUUUUAAAAGUUAAAUCAUAUUGCUUUCAUGAAUAAAUGAAAAUAUAAAGGUCGUGGAUGCAAACAAAUGUUACAUAUACACAUUCUGUCUCUCCAGAUGAAAAGAACAUGCAAAACCAUUUAAUAACCAAAAUAUCAAGUAAAAUUAGUUCCCAACGGGGCAGCAGCUUUCAAAUGAGUGUCCAAUAUUUGCUUUUGCUAUAGCUGCAAGAACUGUAACUGGACCCAAGUAGAGAAUGAAGCCACGUAUAGAACUACGGGAAUACUUUUCUGUUUUUCCUCCAUGCCGUCCUGUCACAUCCUCUUACACGUCCUCUCUUGAUUUGAUAGACAAUAUUGGCAUCCUGGGUCUCACUGAGGCCGUGCUAUGUCCUCAGCAGCUGUUUUUGUUGUUUUGUUGUUAUGCCCACAACAAAAAAUCAUUCCUUAGAAACUCACCAAGUUUAUCUACUGUGUAAAUUUAUAUUAUUGUUACUACCAGGUCUCAUCUUUUGUCAAUGUCAUUGAAUAAAUUUCAUGAGAGUUAUUCUCAGUGUGAAUUUUAAGGCUAAUGCCAGAUCCUGCAAAAAUCUAUGCUAACCAGGCUGUAGUACACACUGUUAUAAAGAAUUUUACUUGUGUCUAAAACUACAGUAAUUUUGCUUAGGUAGUUGUGCUUACCUAUGGAGCACAGGAAGGCUCUUAUAUUUUGUUCCUACACGUUUCUUUGAAUUUUGGAGUAAAUGGAAGUGUCUGUCUGUCUGUCAUCUAUCUGCCCUAUCAUAAAAAUCUUUCUCCCUAACAUUAAAAUACUGAUCCCCGCCCCCAACUUAUCUACCUCUAUUGUCUAACACCUAUAGUAGGUGUGAUCAUGGGAUAAAAUUCAACUGAAAAUGCUAUGAUAACAUUUUAUCUUUUGCUUUAAAAAUGUGUUUUGUUUUCAAAUAAUCUUUACAUAGUGAACUUUGGUGGUGUUAGUGAUAUGUUUAUGCCUAUUUCUUUUUUUUACACAAAUUCCUUGGCAUAUUUUUUCAUAAAGAACAAAAAAUAAAAUCAAAAUUUAUUUUUAAUUCAUGCUUAUUGGGAUUUAAUUAUUCAGAGCUUAAAAUAUUUUGUUAUGUUUAUACACUGUAAAGCUAUCUGUUUUAUGCAUUUGUUUUGUCUAAAUGUAUUUAUGAAAGAAAUACAUUAGAUUAUGUUUACUCAUUUUUCCACCUGGAUUUUUUUUAAUGGUUGUUACAAAAUUAGAUUUUUUAAUGGGUAAUAAUGUUGGUAUUUUCAUGUUUUUUCUUAGUAUUAAAAUUUUUGUGGGUUUUUAAAAAUUUUUCCCUAUUCUGUUAAAAAUUAACACACCUCUAGCUAAUGUUCAGUGUUUGUGCUAAAUACCAAAUUUUUUCAAAAGGAUUGGUUAAGUCAUAAAGUGGAUUAUUUAUGAUGACUGGAAGGUGAAAAUAAUUAUAUGAUUAAACAAAGAAUGUUUCAGAAA
Gorilla gorilla gorilla (western lowland gorilla) is the source of this 4884-nucleotide messenger RNA. It is a transcript of the gene SLC10A7, whose product is annotated as solute carrier family 10 member 7. Gene Ontology annotation, cellular component: plasma membrane. The record is from RefSeq and is a predicted model, not a curated record. NCBI's taxonomy places the organism in Eukaryota, Metazoa, Chordata, Mammalia, Primates, Hominidae. The coding region runs from base 1364 to 2386 and encodes 340 amino acids. The transcript is spliced from 12 exons.